CAUGCAACCAUUUUUCAUAACCAUGUGAUCUUUUGAAGAGUGUCACUUCUUGUUUCGAUCAGGAAACUGUGGCGUGACAAACUGACAUUGCAUGCAGAAUUGGUUGAUGAGAAGUGUCACUUUAGCCAAAUUGAGUUAUUUUGUCACAUUUUUAAUAUUGAUCAGUUUUUGAAUUACUAGUUUUCCGACCGAUGGCAUCUCACAUCACCAUCUUCUUGAUCUGGUGUUGGGCCCUGGGGAGAAUAUCUGAGACUUUACAGUCAGAGGGCUUCGGCCAUGAGGAUGCUGGCAUUGUCUCUCAGCCUAAGUAUCCUACAAGUCUUCCAAUUCUGYAGUUUCCAAAGCCUUUGGUAGGCCUGGUGAGAAGGAAAAGGGAUUGGGUCAUUCCUCCCAUCAACUUCCCAGAGAACGACAGAGGCCCUUUCCCCAAGAAUAUGGUGCAGAUAAGGUCCAACAAUGAUAAAGAGGUGAAGAUACUGUACGGCAUCACUGGUCCUGGAGCAGAUCAACCCUCUGUGGGACUGUUCUUUGUAGACAAAAACUCUGGGACUCUCUAUGUGACCCAGCCUUUGGACAGAGAGAGAAAAGACCAAUAUGUGCUUUUGGCUCAUGCUGUUGCAGUUGGUGCGGGUACAGCAGAAGACCCCAUGGAGAUUAUUGUUAAAGUAAUUGAUAUGAAUGACAACAAGCCGGUUUUCACCCAAGAUCCUUUUAUAGGGACUGUCCCUGAAGCAUCCCUACCAGGCUUUGAGGUGAUGCAGGUCACAGCCACCGAUGCAGAUGAGCCUGGCUCAGCCAAUUCUGAUGUCAGAUACACUAUUAUAAAUCAGGAACCUGAACUGCCGAGUCGCAACAUGUUUGUCAUCAACCCUGAUCACAGGAAAACGGUGUCUGUACCAGAGAAUAACGUGAAUGCCCCCUGGUGGUCCAAAAUGCCAGUAGUGAUGGAGAGUGAGCCACAUCCUUACCCAACUGCCGUACCACAACCCCUUGACUUUGAAAAGGACAAUCGCUACACCCUGUUGGUGGACUGUGGAGAAUGA
Salvelinus sp. IW2-2015 is the source of this 1043-nucleotide messenger RNA. Lineage: Eukaryota; Metazoa; Chordata; Actinopteri; Salmoniformes; Salmonidae. The record is from RefSeq and is a predicted model, not a curated record.